GCGACGGACGCGAGCAUUCGGACGCGCAGAGUCGUCCGAGUCUCGUCUUCGGUCUGCGUCGGUCGCCCUACCCCUCCCCUCGCUCGGCCCCCCUCCCGCCUGCGACCAGCCUCUCCUUUCAUGCUUUUCUGACGGCGCAGGCAUGGACACCAAGCAGCAGCAAAAGCUCGCAGAUCUCGCCGAGCAGGUCCUCCCACCGCGCAGACGCGACCUCUCCUUCUACGUCGUCCUCUUCGCAGCGGUGAUCCCGCUCUGGCUGAUCGUCCCUUCCUCCUGGGUCUAUGUGAUCUACAUCCUCCGUACUGGCAAGAUAUGGACCCUGGCUUGGCGUGGACGGCUCCUCUUCGCUGCUGCGCUCUGCGAGGUGUUCUUUAGCGUGUACCACUACAAUCUCACCACAUUCAUUGGUGGUCCUCACUCGCUUGCCCCCAACAAACUCAGCGAGCUGCAGAAGGCCUUCACGCGUGUUCUGCAGUCCGGUCUAGCGGAUCUCCCGGAGGACGGCUUCGAUGAGGAGACGCUCAAUGCUGAGAGGCCUGGUAGUCCGGCCGAGGACAUCAUCACCCUCCAGCACGACGAUCCCAGGGCGGUGGACUUCCGGAACUACUUGCGGACCUGGUUUGGCAAAGUACCGUGGUCCUCGAUCCGCAAACAUGAGAUGACUGCGUGGCUCUAUUGGUCGAUCUUCAACCAGCCGUACACUACCUUUGAGGCUCUUCCGCACGCACACCAGGUUGCGCUCCGUGAUGUCAUUCGUCUAAUAGAGGCUCGCUCUGGUUCUACCAUCCCCGACGGGUCUAAUCCUUCCGUCAAGCCUUUGCUGCUCACCCUCGACCCUGUAAGCGUCGUAUGGCGGCCAUUUCUCUGGUACGCGCUCGUGGCAGCAGUAAACCUCUACCUGCGGAAGCGCAUGGUGCGGAUGUGGAACUGCAAGUUCGGCACGUAUCAUGGCCUCGACUACAUGCUUCGCGUGCCUGCUGGCUGGGAUCCUCGCACGGGACCGAGGCCUGUCGUCUUCAUGCAUGGCCUCGGGCUCGGGCUGGCGCAAUACAACCGCUUCGUCACACAUCUCUUCCGUACGAUCCCGGACCACCCUGUGCUCGUACCCCUUCAGCCACAUGUCAGCCAAGACAUUAUGCACCCGCGGUACCUCCGCCCGAUGAGCCGACGAGACAUGGCGAGGACCCUUGCGAGCCUCCUCGACAUGCUGGGUUGGGCGAAGUGGGCCGAUAAGGAAGAUGUGGUGGAGAAGGACGAUACCCCUAUGGGUGUGACGAUGCUCAGUCAUUCAAAUGGCUCGUUCGCGCAUGCGUGGAUGCUGAAGCACUAUCCGUCCAUGGUCGCCCGGUCGUGCUUCGUUGACCCUGUGGUGUUCUGCUCCUGGGAAGGCGACCUCUGCUACAACUUCAUUUACCGCCGGUGUAGUACGGGUGUCGAGUUGGUUAUCAAGUUCUUCGUCGGGACGGAGCUCGGAGUAGCCAACUUCCUCCAGCGGCACUUCGACUGGUACGCUAACUCGCUAUGGUACGAGGAGAUCCCCAACGCGCGUGAUCCGUCCAAGACGAUGUACCUCCUCGGCGGUAGAGACGACAUUGUGAAUGCGAACCGCGUGAAGCGUUACCUCACGUCGCACGGCAUCCGAAAAGGCCUGUGGUAUGAUCCCGAAGGCAGGCACGGCCAGGCUAUGAUGUUCGCCGGCCAGGAUGCCAUCUUCCGGUGGCUCCUCCAGACCGAAGAGACAUCACAUUCGACAAGACAGGAAGCUAGUACGCGCGACAGUGCGAAAUGA
Rhodofomes roseus is the source of this 1789-nucleotide messenger RNA. RefSeq lists its product as uncharacterized. Lineage: Eukaryota; Fungi; Basidiomycota; Agaricomycetes; Polyporales; Fomitopsidaceae. Bases 143 to 1789 code for a protein of 548 amino acids. The transcript is spliced from 7 exons. The record is from RefSeq and is a predicted model, not a curated record.